Alexandromys fortis (reed vole) is the source of this 2846-nucleotide messenger RNA. RefSeq names its product zinc finger protein 358 (gene Znf358). Lineage: Eukaryota; Metazoa; Chordata; Mammalia; Rodentia; Cricetidae. Gene Ontology annotation, cellular component: transcription regulator complex; chromatin; PcG protein complex. Gene Ontology annotation, biological process: regulation of transcription by RNA polymerase II. Gene Ontology annotation, molecular function: DNA-binding transcription factor activity, RNA polymerase II-specific; RNA polymerase II cis-regulatory region sequence-specific DNA binding. The coding region runs from base 509 to 2281 and encodes 590 amino acids. The transcript is spliced from 2 exons. The record is from RefSeq and is a predicted model, not a curated record.
CUUUUUAAAUUGCAGGGCUUCUCAGAGCCUCCCUUUGCCUAUGUGGUUGGAUAUUAUGAUAGCUGUUGUUUGAACCAAGAUAGAAAAAUGGGCAAAAGACCAAGACAAAGGCCGGCAGAAACAAAAGAGGGCAAAGGCACAGAAAAUGACCGGGCCAGAGGCAAAGAAAUUGAAAGAUGAAAAAGAGAGAGCCUGGUAGGAACAGAGAAAGAAAAGAAGAAAGGAGAAUUGUUUCACCAAGUACAGGUUAAUCACGGUUCGUCCCUGGGAUCUAUAAGGUGGAAGGAGAGAGUUGACUCCUGCAAGUUGUCCUCCAACUUCCUUUCCCAUGAGCAACACGGCACUAAUACACACUAAAUCAAAUAAUUAAUUUUUUUAAGGGGGUGAAGGCAAAAAGAGACAGAGAGGAGCGGACAGAAUAGAAGAGAGAUGUACAGAUGGAGACACAGACAGGGAUACAGAUGGAGAGUGUCAAGAUCAGAGUCGGAGAAGGGGCGGAAAGAGGCACAUGGGUGAAUGGAGGGAUCGUGCCAGGAUAGCGCGGGCUGAUUCUGUGCCAGAAGCCGCAAGCAGUUGCACUUCUAGGAUGAGACGCUCAGUCCUGGUUAGGAAUCCGGGCCACAAGAGCCUUAGGCCACUUUAUGGAGACCUCCAUUCAGACCCAGAAGACCUGGACCCCAGUCCCAAAGAUCCAGACCCUAUUUCUGAAAGCCCCGAGCCGGAGCCGGAAGACCUCAACACUGUCUCAGAAGAUGGGGACGCCAGCUUUGAAGAUCUGGACCCUGAGGCAGAAGAAGCUCAGCAGUCCAUUUUGGGGAAGCCAGACUCAGAUUCCCAAGAUUUGGAUCCCACGUCUUCAAGUUUUGACCUUGAUCCUGAUGUCAUUGGCCCGGUGCCCCUGGUUCUGGACCCAAGCAGUGACACCCUCAGCCCGGCUGCUCCAGAUGUGGAUCCCCUUCCCUCUGGCCUCACUGCCACCCCUGAAAUCUUGGCCACAAACCCAGCAGUGCUUCCCGCCCCCGCAAGUCCACCUCGUCCGUUUUCCUGUCCCGAUUGUGGGCGAGCCUUCCGUCGCAGCUCUGGGUUGAGCCAGCACCGGCGCACCCACAGUGGAGAGAAGCCUUACCGCUGUCCCGACUGUGGCAAGUCAUUCAGCCACGGCGCCACACUGGCCCAGCAUCGAGGCAUCCACACGGGCGCGAGGCCCUACCAGUGUGCUGCCUGCGGCAAGGCCUUCGGCUGGCGGUCCACACUGCUCAAACAUCGCAGCAGCCACAGCGGGGAGAAGCCACACCACUGCCCGGUGUGUGGCAAGGCCUUUGGUCAUGGCUCGUUGCUGGCCCAACACCUGCGCACACAUGGUGGCCCUCGUCCCCACAAGUGCCCGGUGUGUGCCAAGGGCUUUGGGCAGGGUUCUGCGCUGCUUAAACACCUGCGCACCCACACAGGCGAGCGUCCUUACCCAUGCCCACAGUGCGGCAAGGCCUUUGGGCAGAGCUCAGCCUUGCUCCAGCAUCAGCGCACGCACACGGCUGAGCGUCCCUACCGCUGUCCCCACUGUGGCAAGGCCUUUGGGCAGAGCUCCAACUUGCAGCACCACCUCCGCAUCCACACUGGUGAGCGACCUUAUGCCUGCCCACACUGCUCCAAGGCCUUUGGGCAGAGCUCGGCGCUCCUGCAACACCUCCACGUGCAUUCUGGCGAGCGUCCCUACCGUUGUCAGCUCUGUGGCAAGGCCUUUGGCCAAGCCUCUAGCCUCACCAAGCAUAAGCGGGUGCACGAGGGAGCUGCAGCGGCCGCAGCAGCAGCUGCUGCAGCGGCCGCAGCUGGGCUGGGCCUCGGGCCUGGCUUGAGCCCAGUUUCUAUGGUGAGGCCAGGGCAGAUCUCUUUCCUAGGUCCCGAUGCUGUUUCUGUGCUGGAAUCUGGCCUGGACCUCAGUUCUGGUGCCAGCUCUGCUCGAAGUCCUGAUCCUACUUCUGUGCUGGGUUCACUCCGAAAUCCCAUCCUCCAGACCCACUCAGGAUCCGUCUCCAGUCCCGAUCUUGUUCUGUCUUCUGACCCUAAACCAGGCCAUGAUGCUGACCCUGAUGUGGUGCCCAGUCCUGACCAAGAAUCUGAUCCCAGCCCAACCCCCGAUCUCGUCCCCAGUCCUGACCCCAACCCCAAGUCCCAAAUGAAUCUCUGCUCUCCUAUUCACGACAGUCCCAGCCCAGCCCUUCCAACUGGAGAGAGUCCCAAGUGGGUAAAGGAGGAAGGGGCACUGCUAGGGCCCGAUGGAUAAAGGGGGCACUGGCAUCUAUGGUGGUUUGGGGAAAGUGUCUGUUAUAUUCAUAGUAAAAUCCUCCUGCCUCCUGACUCUGUGUGUUGCUUGCCUUUUGCGCUUUCUCCUAUUGCGGGUAGGGGUGGAGGGUGUGGUCAGAGCCCAGACCGGUGGAGGCACACCCUCUAGGCUUCCUAGCUUCCCAUACAAGGCCCCACACAAUCUUUCCCACACAUCAUGCCACUGUUCUCCUGGGUCUGGCCACUGUGAUCAGUCACUCAACGUCUGUGGGUGUUUUCCAGUGCUGGAAUUUCAGGCAUGCUGAUGUUCUAGUGGGCUACUAAAGGAUCCAUUGGAUCCUUGAGCUAACCUCCUUGCCCUUGAAAAGCCACUGGGGGAGUGGAGGUUGCUCUUCCUUAUGUGCUUAACAAACAUCUCUUAGCCUGUGUAGUGGCGCAGGACUGUCACCCCAGCUCUCUGGAGGUGGUAGCAGGAGGAUUGGGCUAUGUAGUGAGACUCUGUCCCAAAAGGCUAUGCUAUUACUUGGUGAUUGUUGCUUAUUUCUAUAUUAAAAUAUCUAUUUUUA